AUGUCUCUCCACUUCCCCACUUGGCAACUCCCACUCCUCUCUGGAGAAAGGACCUCCAUCCAUCAGACACCCCACCCCUCACCUCUCCUUACCACCUCCUCCCCACCCUCACCUCACCCCACUCCUCACCUCCCCUUCCCACCUCCUCCCCACCCUCACCCCACUCCUCAACUCCCCUUCCCACCUCCUCCCCACCCUCACCCCACUCCUCAACUCCCCUUCCCACCCUCACCCCACCCCCCACCUCUCCUUCCCACCUCCUCCCUACCUUCACCCCACUCCUCAACUCCCCUUCCCACCUCCUCCCCACCCUCACCCCACUCCUCACCUCCCCUUCCCACCUCCUCCCCACCCUCACCUCACUCCUCACCUCCCCUUCCCACCUCCUCCCCACCCUCACCCUCACCCCACUCCUCACCUCCCCUUCCCACCUCCUCCCAACCCUUACCCCACUCCUCACCUCCCCUUACCACCUCCUCCCCACCCUCACCUCACUCCUCACCCCCCCUUCCCACCUCCUCACCACCCUCACCCCACUCCUCACCUCCCCUUACCACCUCCUCCCCACCCUCACCUCACUCCUCACCCCCCUUCCCACCUCCUCCCCACCCCUCACCCCACUCCUCAACUCCCCUUCCCACCUCCUCCCCCACCCCUGACCCCAGCCCCAACCUCUCCUUUACCUCCUCCCCACCCUCACCCCCCACCUCUCCCUUACCUCAGGCCCACCCUCAUCCCUCUCCCCCAGGCCAGCCCACCCCACAUCCCUUCUAA
Molecule: messenger RNA, 774 nt
Organism: Salmo salar (Atlantic salmon)
Lineage: Eukaryota; Metazoa; Chordata; Actinopteri; Salmoniformes; Salmonidae
Source: RefSeq, a predicted model, not a curated record